AUAAUGAAGCUAACCCUAAGUUGCUACAAGCUGUGGAGGAGGACCUGUCACAAGAAUUUGAAGAGGUCCCUAUUCAGCCAAAGAAAAGAAAGCCAAUCAAAUAUUCCCCAAGGAAAACAAUGGCUCCAACAGGGGCAUUGGAGUUGGCCAAACUGAAGGAACAAGCCAAGAUGGAUCGACAGAAGAUUGAACACCUUGAGGAGCGCAUUAAUUACCUGGAGGAGGCCAACAAGGACCUGAAAGCCGACAAGGACUUCCUACUCUCCCAAAUUAAGGAAGUCCCCAGCACACUUGCAUCUUCUGGGAAAGGCAGAAAGACUGCUCCAGAACCUUCUUCAUCUUCGACUUCAACAUCGACAUCUCCCUCCUCAGACUCAAGCUUUUUAUCAUCCUCAGAAGAAGAGGAGAAGAAAAAGUCCAGGAAGAAGAAGUCCAAGAAAAAGACCCAGAAGUCAAAAAAACACUCUGGAUCAUACAGUCGUUCAAGAAGUAAGCAGAGAUAUUAUAUAGAUAUGAUAUUAUAACAGACUUUAUAAUCACCUUUAUAAUAAAGUUAAAGUUGACCGCUGCUUAACCUUUUAUGGAUUACAUUUGUAUGAA
Messenger RNA from Pungitius pungitius (ninespine stickleback), 600 nucleotides. Its product is annotated as protein FAM133A-like. Lineage: Eukaryota; Metazoa; Chordata; Actinopteri; Perciformes; Gasterosteidae. The transcript is spliced from 3 exons. The record is from RefSeq and is a predicted model, not a curated record. Bases 120 to 524 code for a protein of 134 amino acids.